This is a messenger RNA of Rhincodon typus (whale shark), 4219 nucleotides long. It is a transcript of the gene tmf1, whose product is annotated as TATA element modulatory factor 1. Gene Ontology annotation, cellular component: Golgi apparatus; endoplasmic reticulum. Bases 817 to 3276 code for a protein of 819 amino acids. The transcript is spliced from 16 exons. The record is from RefSeq and is a predicted model, not a curated record. NCBI's taxonomy places the organism in Eukaryota, Metazoa, Chordata, Chondrichthyes, Orectolobiformes, Rhincodontidae.
ACAGCAGCACUGCCAGGAAAAAGCUCUUCUAUCAGCGAAGGAUGGGUUUCCACGCAAUGGGGAUCGCCUACAGAGGACAGUCCCAAAUCUCAUUCUACAGCUUCACCCAAAGCUAUUACAACACCAGUUACACGGACUGUAGUAGAUGAAUCGGAGAACUUCUUCAAUGCCUUUUUGAACUCUACAGAUAUCCAAACUAUUGAACAAACUCCAGUUGUAUCUAAACCUCCAACCAAAUCGCAGAUCCCCAAAGAAGUAAAAGACACAUUAAUUAUUCAUCUUACAGAAUCCGUUGAAUUAAGUGUGCCAGAAAAAGAAAGCUCUGAAGAGAACUGUGCAAUACAACCCCAAACAGAUAAAACAGAAUUUAAGACAUCGGAUCAGCUUAAUGAUAGCCAGCUGCAACUUGCAGGUGCUGAACAUUCAGAAACUUUUGGAAGUGAGGAGUUGCAGAAUAAGGAUGAUGUAAAAUUAAUCGGGACAGAAAAUGUGAUUGGCUGUGUGACUUCUAAAGAAACAAAUCCAGGUGCAUUGAUUGCUUCCAGUACAGAAAAAGUGCAUAAAAAUUCAAUAAAAACUGAACAGUUGGUGAGCCCUCCUGACAGCCCAUCAAAAUCCCACACACACCCAGGAAAGGAUUUGGUUUUGGAGGCAAAAGAACAAAAAUCAGAGGACAGACAAAGCAACACUCCUUCCCCACCCAUUAGUACAUUUUCAUCAGGAACAUCAACAACCAGUGACAUUGAGGUAUUGGACCAUGAAAGCGUCAUUAGUGAGAGCUCAGCUAGUUCAAGACAGGAGACUGUGGAUUCAAAGAUGAUGCAGACUUCCUUUCAGCUGCUGUCAACAUCAGCCUGUACUGACUAUCAACGUUUGGAUGAGUACCAGAAACUUACAGAAAGUUGUGGCUCUUCUGAUGCCUUUGAGAGAAUUGACACUUUUAGUGUUCAGUCAUUAGACAGCCAAAGUGUGAGUGAAAUUAAUUCGGACGAUGAAAUGUCAGGUCGGGGGUGUAAUGUGACAGCUGUGUCUCUACCUCCGUCUGUCUGUAAUACUUUACCAGCGGAGCACCUGGUGAAGAAUGUUGGAGAGAACACAAGUGAGAGUCAAAAGGAAAAUACACUUGAUGAGAAUGAAAUGGAAGAGAGUGGUCGAAGUGCAACACCAGUGAAUAGCGAACAACCGGAGAUCUUGCCUGUAAUUGGUCUGACAGUAAUUGAGAACCACAAUACAGAAAGUAUAGUAACUAACAGAUUGUCGGAGGGAAAAAUUAGCGCUGAAUGUCAACCCAACGGUAAAUUUGACAAUUUUAAAUUACAAGAGAUAAUUGAUGAGUUGACAGACAAGUUGGAAAAGAGAGAAGCACAGUUGUUGUCUGUUAGCAAAGAUAAAGCAAAAUUGGAGGAGGCAAUUGAUAACCUACAAGAUGAGAUGGUUAGACUAAAGGAAGAAAGCAACAGCAUCGCUGCAAUAAAAGAUGAGUUUACUCAACGCAUUGCAGAAUCUGAAAAGAAAGUCCAGCUUGCUUGCAAGGAAAGAGAUAACAUUAAAAAGGAAUUAAAGACUAUGAAGGCAGAACUAUCCACUAGAUUUACCUGUAAUGAAACAGCAGAUCUAGUCCGAGAGAAAGAUGAGCAAAUUAGAGGACUGAUGGAGGAAGGAGAGAAACUUUCUAAACAACUCCUGAACAAUUCGAACAUAAUAAAGAAACUAAGGGUGAAAGAAAAAGAAAAUGAGACAAUGAUCGCAAAGCAGAGCAAGAAAACCAAAGAACAAGAGGAAGAAAUUAAACAUCUGCAGCAGGUGCUUGAUGGAAAAGAGGAAGUGGAGAAACAGCAUCGGGAGAACAUUAAGAAGCUCAAUGGUGUGGUAGAGAAACAGGAAAAAGAAAUUAGCAAACUGCAAAUUUCUUUAGAGGAGCUACAGGAAAACAAUCGCAGCCUUCAGUCUGCACUUGACAGUUCUUACAAGGAACUUGCUGAACUUCAUAAGGCUAAUGCCGCUAAGGAUAGCGAAGCCCAAGAGGCAGCUUUGAGUCAUGAGAUUAAAACAAAGGAGGCAUUGUCAGUGGCACUGGAACAAGCCCAGGAAGAGGCCAGGCAGCAACAGGAGGCUCUUGCAGUUCAAGUGGCAGACCUAAGAAUAGGUCUUCAACGGGCUGAACAGCAGCAAGCCAGGAAAGAGGACUACUUGCGUCAAGAAAUUGGUGAAUUACAGCAGAGACUUCAAGACGCAGAUAAUCGGAACCAGGAGUUGAGCCAAAGUGUUACAUCUGCAAGUCGACCAUUGCUGCGACAGAUUGAAAACCUACAGGCCACACUUGUGGCACAGUCAGCAUCCUGGGAAAAAUUGGAAAAGAACUUGUCUAAUCGUCUAGCUGACAGUCAAGCCCAGCUUGCAGCUGCUGUGGAAAAGGAACGGUCAGUCUCAGAAGAGCUUCUCACACUCAGGACCCAAGUUUCCUCAUUAGAUUCACAAAACAGCUUGUUGCGUCAGGAGAAGAGCAGGCUGCAAGCUCAAUUAGAGUCUGAGAGAAUCAGGCUUGAGAAGACUGAAGACGAAAGCAAUAGGCAUCAUGUGGAGUUUGACAACCUGAAGACUGAGUGCAUUAAGGCCCUUGAAGAAGCAAAGAAAGAAAAGAUUGCCUUAACUAAUCUAUUAGAAAUGGAGAAGUUGAAAGUUGAACAAGAAAGAAAGAAAGCAAUUCUUGCACAAGAUGCAUUAAAAGAGAAGGAACGGAAGUUGUUUACUAAUCCAGGGCUGGAACCAGCGUCGAGUACUCCAACACUCUCUCGAUCUAGUUCUGUCAGCGGUGCUGAGAUGGCAUCGUUGCAGGCUUCUAUAAACUCUCAGGAUGAUUUAUUUGAACAUUCAUUUGCAACAAUGACUGCAUCAACAAGUGGUAACAACUUAUAUGAAGCCCUCAGAAUGGGAGCAGGAUCAAGCAUAUUUGAAAAUAUGCAGUCUCAGCUGAAGCAAAGAGAAGGAGAAAUUGCACAAUUGCAGCUUGAAAUUUCUAACCUUGAAAAGACUCGAACUAUCAUGGCUGAAGAACUGGUCAAGUUAACAACUCAGAAUGAUGAACUACAAGAGAAGCUAAAUGAAAUUCCCAAGUUACGUGUACAGCUUAGGGAUAUUGAUCAACGGUACAAUACUAUCCUUCAGAUGUAUGGUGAAAAAGCAGAGGAAGCCGAAGAACUGCGACUGGACUUGGAAGAUGUGAAAAACAUGUACAAAACCCAGAUAGAUGAAUUGUUGAAACAGCGGUUAACCUGAUUUGCUUUAUCUCAGUAAACGUGAUAUUUCAGAUUUUUUUCCCCAGUUUCCCUGAAUGUGAAAUGCAAUACUGCUGACAAAUAUUUGGCAUAAGAUGCAAAUGUAUGAUUGUAAAUAUGAACUGUAUUCUUUAGUGCUUUUUGUUAAUCAUUUGUUGCCUUAGAAACAAAAACUGUACAGUACAAUAUAGCUCGGCUGGAAAAAAAAGUGUGAUGGUGUAAGAGAAGUACAUAAUAUGAAGGAUUCAAGUGCAAUAUUAUGAGUAAACCUGAUUUACAGCUGACUGUGCAGAUAAACAUAUAACAUUCUGAAAAAUUCAGUUUUCUGGACAGAAUUGUACUUCUGAACACAAGAUGGACCAAUUUUAUGGCAAACUCAAUUCACUGGGCUCAUAGGUUUUAAGUUUCACAAAACAUUGUCUGCUAGAGGAAAAUAUUUCAGUAAAUCAAAUAUCCAAACACUGUAUGCUACACUGGUAGAUACUUUACAGAAGUAAAUUAAAAAUAAGUUCAAACUAAAGCAUGUUGCAUUUUAUUGAACAUUCUAGUUAUUUCUAAAUUCUAAAUACAAAGAUUUUACAGUUACACAGUUUGAGUAUUUAAACAAAAUGAUGUUGAAAUGAUAAAGAUAAUGUAUUGCUGAAAAUAGGCUAAAAAGUAAAAAAUUUUCUUUUGGCCUACUUUUGCUAAUAGGUACACAUAUUAGUAUACAAUUUUAAAACUCCAUCGUGAUCUGUGUAGGACACGUGCAUAGUAACAUUAGAUCUUUCUUGGUGCUAUAUUCUGUGCAUUGAAAAAAAUUAAAAAUUCUUUAUUUAAAAUAAUUUUCUAUUACUUGAAUUCAUAAUCUGUGCUAUUAUACUUUCAAACAGUAGGUUUAAAAUGUAAGUAAUUUAAUUUGUGUAAUACUGAUGGGGUUUGGGGUAAUAAAGUCUCUUAACUGA